Molecule: messenger RNA, 1400 nt
Organism: Mugil cephalus (flathead mullet)
Lineage: Eukaryota; Metazoa; Chordata; Actinopteri; Mugiliformes; Mugilidae
Product: B-cell receptor CD22-like
Source: RefSeq, a predicted model, not a curated record
AUGCUCCAAAGCUUCCCUCUGUGUCAGUGAGUCCAUCUGGUGAGAUAGUGGAGGGUAGUUCAGGGACUCUGACCUGUAGCAGUGAUGCUAACCCAGCAGCUAACUACACCUGGUACAAGACCCAAACACUUGUCAGUAAUGGACCACAGCUUGUCCUCAGCUCUGUCCAGCCCUCUGUCUCUGGAGAGUAUCAAUGUACAGCUGAGAACACGAUGGGAAAGAUGUCGUCCAGAUACAUUACAAUUGAUGUAAAAUAUGCUCCAAAGCUUCCCUCUGUAUCAGUGAGUCCAUCUGGUGAGAUAGUGGAGGGUAGUUCAGGGACUCUGACCUGUAGCAGUGAUGCUAACCCAGCAGCUAACUACACCUGGUACAAGGAGAACCAAAUACUGAGUCAAGGAUCAGAUGGUGUGCAUGCUUUCAUUUCUAUCAGCUCUAACAACAGUGGAAACUACUACUGCAAGUCUGAGAAUCAAUACGGAUAUUCAAAGUCUUCAUCUCUGUUCAUAGAUGUCCAGUAUCCUCCAAAGCUUCCCUCUGUGUCAGUGAGUCCAUCUGGUGAGAUAGUGGAGGGUAGUUCAGGGACUCUGACCUGUAGCAGUGAUGCUAACCCAGCAGCUAACUACACCUGGUACAAGGAGAAUGAAGACUCACCAAAAGCUUCAGGACAGAUCUUCACCAUCACUGACUUCAGACCUGAACACAGAGGGAGUUAUUACUGUGAAGCCCAGAACAGAAGAGGACGUCAUAACUCCACCUUACACCUGAUGGUGCGUUAUCCUCCAAAGCUUCCCUCUGUGUCAGUGAGUCCAUCUGGUGAGAUAGUGGAGGGUAGUUCAGGGACUCUGACCUGUAGUGAUGCUAACCCAGCAGCUAACUACACCUGGUACAAGGAGAAUGAAGACUCACAAAAAGCUUCAGGACAGAUCUUCACCAUCACUGACUCAGACCUGAAACACAGAGGGAGUUAUUACUGUGAAGCCCAGAACAGAAGAGGACGUCAUAACUCCACCUUACACCUGGUUGGUGUCACAGGUUCAGUGAAAUCAGCAGUAGCUGGGUCAUUAACAGAUUUUUUCCUGGUCAUCAUUUUCCUGUCUGUCUUCCUGCUGAUUAGAAGAAAGAGAUCCUGGAAACAAACCUCAGGGUCCAGACAAAGAUCAAACAACAAAGCAGAGUCAAGUGUGGGUCCAGAAAACGACAACGCUGCAGCUACAACACAGAGAAUAUCAGCAGAGCAGCAGGAUGAAGUUUGCUACGCCACCGUAAGUUUCUCUAAGAACCAAGAAGAUCCUCUCUACUCCAACAUCACGCUAGCUCAACACAACAAACAGAAGAAGAAGACAGAGAUGGAGGAAGAUGAUGUAGUGUACACAGCUAUCCAGGUUACUGCUUCAGGGUGA